AAUGUCAGCGAAAGAAGUGGAUUUCGAGAGAGAAAGUCAUCUUCAUGCUGUGAUGUGUUUUCUCACUGGACAAAGCGGCGAAAAGAUUGUAUCUAUUUAUCCACAUCGAAAACCAGCUACCAAAGCUCCAUCGAAAGAUCCACAACCUUCCAGCUCUAAUCCAGGACAAUGUGUGAAGCCAGUUCUUACAAGUGUCAAAGAUCCAAGUUAUGGUUUCGGACGUGUGGAUACAGAAUUCGACAUGUCUCUCGGAAUGCUUGCUUAUGUGUUCAAAACUCAAGAAAUUGCGUGUAACGAUGGGUUCGAUAUGAAGAUCAAUAAUCAAAGAUUCGUUGCAUAUCCGAAGACAUGGAAAGCACGUGGUGAAUCCACCAACUAUCAGAUUUCGAUUGUUUUUGCACUUAAAAACGGAUGUGAACAGCACACAGCGUCCGCAUAUCAAACACUUUCGAAUAAGAUUGCAGUCAGUUUGGUCAUGCUCCAAAACUAUUUUGGAUUUCUGGAACGAGAGGACAAGUGGGCAGAUAAUGCUGAAGAACCUAAUAAAGAUCAUCCUCUGGAAGAGUUCGCAAAGACUAGUUUCAUAGUUCAACCAUUGGCUGAAAUGUUUGAAGAAGUGCGAAAUCGAGGAAAUAUUCAUAAAUAUCUCAUAAAUUUUGUGGAACUUGGAUUUUGUGAUGAAGCACAUGCCUUGACGAAGUUAAAUGUAGUGCCGAAAGGAAGGCAGGAAAUCGAUGAAAUCGUCAGAAAAAUGAAACCUUAUCACGGAAUUUUGCUUCUCGAAGAUGUGUGGCCAACUCCAGAUGCAAAUCCGAUUGUUGCUAAACUUCUCAGUCAUUGUAGUCCGGAUCGUUCAAUUUUGGAUAUGUCAACGGCGUCUGGAAUCCCGAUUUUUGAAGUUUUCAUGAUCAUUCGACACUUACUGCAAUGGACACGUGCUAUUCUCAUUUAUCCUUUAUGUAAUACAAACAUCUAUACAUCUGCAACAAGUCCACAACCUCUUGAUAAAAUGGCAGAGAAGUUCACAGCUCAAUUCGGCAAUACCAUUCACUUGGCUGCCGGGCUGGCUCAUUUCAAUCCCCCAAAAACACUGGAUACGUUUAUCCGAAAAAACCUUCCUCUACACGAACAGGGAGUUCGUGCGAAGCUUGUCGUUGCUUUGCUUCGUCAUCAAAUGCUCAUGCAGUUGCAUCAAUUUUACUAUAUUCUGAAACCGUACUCGAUCGCGAUCCUACCAGAACCAAAAGAGCCAUGUCCCGCUGAGUUUACGAAAAUCAUCGAGGAAAGCACAUUACCAAAUGACGUGAAGGGAGUUGUAGCGGAUAUUUGUGCUGAAAUGCUCGAAACUACAUCUUAUGCCAGUGUCAAACGAACGUUGAGCCUUUUCGUAAAAGUUGCUCCGAUGAUGGAUGGAAAUCAUCAUUUGGAAGAAAUCAAAUACAAAAAUAAUUUGGAUCGUACAGAAAUCGAGGGAGUUUUCGUGUCUUUCAAGCUUGUAAUUGCUACAUUCCGCCGUCCUGAUUUUGUUGCCGAGUAGCCAAGGAUCUUUUAUUCCGGUUUUUAUAUUUUUCUCAUUUAUGUACAAAAAAUGAAGCAUGAUUUUACCCCCUAU
Messenger RNA from Caenorhabditis elegans, 1612 nucleotides. It is a transcript of the gene nprl-3, whose product is annotated as GATOR complex protein NPRL3. Lineage: Eukaryota; Metazoa; Nematoda; Chromadorea; Rhabditida; Rhabditidae. The transcript has 8 exons. Gene Ontology annotation, cellular component: lysosomal membrane. The record is from RefSeq and is marked reviewed. The coding region runs from base 2 to 1537 and encodes 511 amino acids. Gene Ontology annotation, biological process: negative regulation of TOR signaling.